Oppiella nova is the source of this 852-nucleotide messenger RNA. The record is from the annotation of a GenBank genome assembly. Lineage: Eukaryota; Metazoa; Arthropoda; Arachnida; Sarcoptiformes; Oppiidae.
AUGAUUGCCGUUUCGCAGUUAACAUUCAAACUACUGGUGCUCUCAUGGAUUACGGCUCGAAGACAGUUAAUACACGACAAAUCUACUUCACGUGAGACGUGGGAUAAUAGUUAUGACUUUAUAGUGGUGGGCGCCGGGGCUGCCGGUGCUGUGGUGGCCAAUAAACUCAGUGAAUGCAAGUCAGUGCGGGUGCUAUUGCUUGAGGCAGGAGGUGCUCAAAGUGCUGUCUAUAACGACAUACCCGGGAUGGUUGACUACAUAUAUCCAAAUGGUAUCAAUUAUUGGAACUACUACUCCGAGUCAAGUCCUAACUUUGGACAGCAAUACCCCGGGGGGAGGAUGAAGGAGCCCAGGGGUAAGACAUUGGGUGGCAGUACAACACAUAAUGAUAUGAUCUAUAAUCGGGGUAAUCGGCGAGUCUAUGAUGAAUGGGCCAAUACGUACGGUGCUGUCGGUUGGAGUUAUAAGGAUUUGUUGCCAGUGUUUAAGAAAUGGGAGAAUAAUACCGAUCCGACUGUUGUCGAGAGUAAUCCCGGAUAUCACGGAACUCGUGGACCAAUACAAGUGUCAACGCCUAAAAGUCCUGAUAAAAUAUUUGAGACCUUGUUUGAAGUGUUUAAUGAUUUAGGAUAUAGUUAUACGGAUAUUAAUGGUGCAAAUCAAGGAGGCUAUAUGUUAACCCAACACUUCAUAACGGGACAGGGGUUUAGGUCGGGAACGGACCGGCACUACCGGCGCCCACAACCACGAAGUCAUAGGGAUAAGGGAGGAGAGGUCAGUAACAUUUAUUUGAAGUUUACAAAGGAUACGGUCGAAUUCGGCCUAAGCUGGCAACCGGGAUAUUAUGAUUGA